GAGAGAGAGAGAGAGAGAGAGAGAGAGAGAGAGAGAGACUCCAUGGAAGCUCACACACGGUUGAUUCAGUUCUUCUCAGUAUUAUUAUUAUUAUUUGUAUUUUCGGACAUUUUCAUCUACAAAUCUUUGGCCGAGAGCGUCACUCCUGAGGAAGCUAAACAGCUCAGGGAUGAGGUGCGAGAGAUGCUUUAUCAUGCAUUUGAUGGAUAUAUGAAUCACGCUUUUCCUCGCGAUGAGUUGAAACCUUUAUCAUGUGAGGGAGAAGAUACACUUGGGGGUUAUGCGCUAACAUUGAUUGAUUCCUUAGACACUUUAGCUUUGCUUGGUGACCGGGAGCGGUUCACCUCAUCUGUUGAAUGGAUUGGUAAAAAUCUUCGAUUUGAUAUUAACAAAACAGUGUCUGUGUUUGAAACUACUAUCCGGAUCCUUGGAGGUUUACUUUCUGCUCAUCUUAUUGCAAGCGAUUAUGCUACGGGAAUGAGAGUUCCCUCCUAUGAUGAUGAACUGCUUCACUUAGCCGAGGAUCUUGCCCGGAGAUUGUUACCUGCCUUUGAUACUCCUACAGGAAUUCCGUUUGGGUCUGUCAAUCUAUUGCAUGGAGUUGAUGAAAAAGAAAGCAAGAUAACAUCGACAGCUGGUGGUGGAACUUUAACAUUAGAAUUUGGGGUGCUUAGCCGCUUAACAAAUGAUCCCAUUUUUGAGCAAGUUACUAAGAAUGCUGUGCGUGGAUUAUGGGCCCGUCGAUCAAAAAUUAACCUAGUUGGUGCUCAUAUUGAUGUUUUUACCGGUGAAUGGACGCAAAAGGAUGCUGGAAUAGGAACAAGCAUUGACUCUUUCUAUGAGUAUCUCCUGAAGGCAUAUUUAUUAUUUGGAGAUGAAGAGUAUCUGUUCAUCUUCAAAGAAGCUUAUGCCGCUGCCAUGCACUAUCUAUAUAAUGAUCCUUGGUAUGUGGAGGUAAAUAUGAAUUCUGCUGCACUUGUCUGGCCAUUAUUUAACAGUCUGCAGGCAUUCUGGCCAGGCCUUCAGGUUCUAGCAGGGGAUAUUGAUCCUGCUAUUCGAACGCACACUGCCUUCUUUAGUGUCUGGAAAAGAUAUGGCUUCACUCCAGAGGGUUUUAAUCUAGCCACGCUCACUGUUCAGCAUGGGCAGAAAAGCUACCCACUGCGUCCUGAAUUAAUAGAGAGCACAUAUUGGCUGUACAAAGCUACGAGGAAUCCUAGAUAUCUUGAUGCUGGACGGGACAUGCUUGCUAGCUUGCAAUAUGGGGCCCGAUGCACUUGUGGAUAUUGUCAUAUAUCAGACGUGGAGUUUCACACACAGGAAGACCAUAUGGAAAGCUUCUUCUUAGCGGAAACAGUAAGGCUAAUGUUAUUUAAUGAAAUAAUCUUCUGUGAUCUUCCAAUUUGGUUUUCUUUUAUGGUUAGGGGUUUAUUCCUUUCCCAAAUAGCACUCUUGAAAUAGAACUAAAGUUUCAAUUUGGGUCUUGCUGGAUUAUUUGAAGUGUGGAAUUGAGACCACCGUGCAGAGUAUCUUUGUUAAAAGAUCUUUUGGGCUUAAGUACUUUGUAUGAUCUUGACCCUCCAAUUUAUUAUAUUGUAUGUUAUGAUCAAUGGUGAAAAGGAGUUCUGGUACUCAUCAUGAAGAAGAUUGUAUAUGACUAAGGACUAUGGGCACACAUCAACUUCUUCAUGGAAAAUUUCCUUUCCACUCCUUAGUGGUGAUUAACAACUCCUUACAUCUGUGCCUUACUGUAUUUGCAUAGAAUGGAGGACAUUGUCUUCCCAUCUUACUAAAUGCUUCGGUAAUGGUAAUGGGUUCUCAGUAUAUAGUUUCUCUUUGUCUCAUUUGUUUUAACCAUCAUCUGUUAGUCCAUUCAUUAGCAGUCUACUAAUAUUGUGUCUACUUAUUUAGGUUAAAUAUUUAUGGCUUCUUUUUGAUUUGGCGGUGGGUCCAGAUAACCUCGUUGAGAAUGGCCCAUACAAGUACAUCUUCAGCACUGAAGGUCAUUUGUUGCCUGCAACUCCACAAAUAUCUCUAGUUCGUGACCAUUGUUUGUAUUUUGGGUCAUACUGUCGUAAUAGUAAUCGGAGACAGGAAUCCCAUACUCUGGACAUUUCACCCGAUUUUCAGGAAACAAAUGGCAGCAGAUUUUAUGCAAGUCCUGGUGUUUCCAGUUUUUUAUCACACUCCAGUUUUCAUAAGUCCACUUCUGCCUCAGGAUUGAUUAAGGGACUCUGCCCAGGACUAACUCAUGGGCAAAAGUUUGGUUUAUCAUAUGUGGCUUCAACUGAUACACCUCUUGAGGAUGAGUCUUCAAAUCAAAGAGAGACUACUAUUACUCAAAGUCAUGCAGUGGUGGUGGUUUCGAGCCCAGAUGCUGACCAUUCACAGUUGGAUGCCCAGAAUGAUCAUGUCACUGAUCAGGAACCAAGGGAGAAUCAGGGAGCAACUCACCAAGAUACUAAAAGCGACUUGGGCUCGAUAGAUCUUGCUGAAGAGAGAUGAAAAGGAAGUUUUUGGAUGAUGAAUGACUAUUGGGAAGAAGAUUCAGGCUUUCAACUAGAAGUCCGCAAUGAAGCAGGUUUCUCCAAGUUUUUCAUUUGUGAUCAGAGCUUCCAGCUAUUUGAUUCGGUGCCUGUGAACUCGGAGCUUCUGGAUGAAAAUUUGAACAGGAAGAACAAUAACAUCUGUAUGAUGUCUCGGUCACUUAUCAUGCUGCUUCCGUAAGGUGGAGAUAAAGAUUACCAGCAUUUGGUCAUCUUUCAUGUCUGUAUUUUUAAUUUUAUUUGUGGGUUUUAAAGAUGUGUGUUAGGGGAGGGUUCAUCAAGUGGAUAUAAGUGGGAUUAUAGAUACUCGAUGGCUCAGAACAUUCAUAAGAGAUAGCAAAAUACAACUUUCUCAUGAUGUGAAAUUAGGUUAGUGGUCGAAGAAAGAAAUAUACCCUUUGAACAAAUUACACACAAGUUUUGCUGACAGUUCGGGUAGAUGUCAAUAUAGAUCUUUCUGAUUCAGUUAGAUGCAAUUCUUUGAAUUGCAGCUGACUUAAUUUCGAAGUUCUGUUGGGUAUGAAGGUUGACGUUUGUCGGUAUUAACGCGUUGUGAUUUUCUUUUUGGAUUUGUUUAUUUUGUUUUUGUUUUCUCUCUAUGAAGGAGGUUUUAAGUUCCUUGUUUUGGAAAGUGCUGGAGAGGUUGAAUAUCAGCAUUGGUUUCUGGUGAGAGGAUUGAGAAGUUGCUAAUGCCUGCUAGACCAUGUAAUGUUGUGCAAGUGGACUUGAGUUGGAUCUGUGUUAAUGUAUCUUCGUUUAUAUUUUUUUCAAUGGUAGAUCACCCGGUG
This is a messenger RNA of Ilex paraguariensis (yerba mate), 3334 nucleotides long. The record is from the annotation of a GenBank genome assembly. NCBI's taxonomy places the organism in Eukaryota, Viridiplantae, Streptophyta, Magnoliopsida, Aquifoliales, Aquifoliaceae.